This is a messenger RNA of Amphiprion ocellaris (clown anemonefish), 6728 nucleotides long. RefSeq names its product erythrocyte membrane protein band 4.1a (gene epb41a). Gene Ontology annotation, cellular component: plasma membrane; cytoskeleton. Gene Ontology annotation, biological process: cortical actin cytoskeleton organization. The record is from RefSeq and is a predicted model, not a curated record. The transcript is spliced from 21 exons. Bases 143 to 2677 code for a protein of 844 amino acids. Lineage: Eukaryota; Metazoa; Chordata; Actinopteri; Pomacentridae. Gene Ontology annotation, molecular function: actin binding; structural molecule activity.
GUUUACUCUUGGUGCCUAAACACAGCUAAAGCCGUGGAGUUGUCGCUCCGUGGGUCUGAUGCUGAUGGAACAGUGAGCAUCUGCUUUCACUCCGGAUAUUUUCUUGUGCAGGAGAAUCUGAACAAAGCGGCAGGUGUUAACCAUGACAACAGACGAGGCAGAAAGUCACAAGAAGCCGGGGCAGCAGGAGGAAUCUGGCCAGGAUGCUCGGCCUCCCUCUCCAGAAGAUGAGCAGCUCCGGCCUCGAAACCGCAACUCUGCUGGUCGUGGCCUCUCGCGCCUUUUCUCCUCCUUCCUGAAAAGACGUUCGCAGUGUGAGAGUGAGGGGGGAGAGAAGGGGAACAAGGAAGAAGAAGAAGCCAAAGCCCCCAUUGCUGACCCUGAACCAGAACUGAGAACAGAAGGAGAAGUUGCUCUGGACCAGCACUCAGUAAGCAGCGCCGAGGUUCAGGCUGUCCAGGUAGAGACGAAAGAAGCUGAGGAGGAGACAGCUGGAAAGGAGAGGGUGAACGAGGAGAAGGGAGAAGUGGUGGCCCUUGAGAACGAGGAGGAGAAGGACUCUGGUCUUGAAGGAGGAAGUACAGGAGAAAAGGAGGAGAAGACGACAGAAGAAGAAGUCAAAGCCUCCAGAGCUCCACGCCGACCCAAGACCAUGCAAGUUACAAUCACCCUGCUGGAUGACACUCUCUUUGAGUGUGAGUUGGAGAAACAUGCCAAAGGCCAAGAGCUGUUCAUGAGAGUGUGUGACCAUCUCAACCUGCUGGAGAAAGACUAUUAUGGCCUGACCAUCUGGGAGUCGACCACCAUGAAAACUUGGAUGGACUUGACCAAGGAGAUCCGCAGACAGGUGCAAGGUGCCAACUAUAAUUUCACUUUCAAUGUAAAAUUCUAUCCACCGGACCCAGCCCAGCUCUCAGAAGACAUAACAAGGUACUACCUGUGUCUCCAGCUACGAAAAGACAUCCUGCAGGGCCGUCUUCCCUGUUCCUUUGUUACCCUGGCUCUGCUGGGCUCCUAUGCCCUGCAGUCGGAGCUAGGCGAGUACGACCCCGAGGUGCAUGGCAAAGAGUAUGCGAAGGACAUGAAAAUGGCCCAGGGUCAAACCAAGGAGCUGGAGGACAAGAUGAUGGAGCUUCACCGUACAUAUAGGUCAAUGAAUCCAGCCCAGGCGGACCUGAUGUUCCUGGAGAAUGCCAAGAAACUCUCCAUGUAUGGAGUGGACCUUCACCAAGCAAAGGAUCUGGAUGGUGUUGACAUCAUGCUUGGGGUUUGCUCUAGUGGGCUGAUGGUUUACAAAGACAAACUGAGGAUCAACCGUUUUCCCUGGCCCAAAGUCCUCAAGGUCUCUUACAAGCGGAGCAGCUUCUUCAUUAAAAUCCGACCAUCUGAGGUGGAACAGUAUGAGAGUGCAAUUGGUUUCAAACUACCCAAUUACAAGGCUGCGAAGAAGCUGUGGAAAGUGUGUGUAGAACAUCACACCUUCUUCAGGCUUACUUCUACUGAGAUGGUCACCACUCCUAGGAAGUUCCUGGUACUGGGCUCUAAGUUUCGGUACAGUGGUCGGACUCAGGCUCAGACCAGACAGGCAAGCUCUCUGAUUGACAGACCAGCUCCCCUGUUCCAGCGCUCCUCCAGCAAAAGGAAUUCGCGCAGCCUUGAUGGAGCAAUGGUGUCUACUCCUGACAACAAAUCCACCCGUCCAGUCAGUGCUCCUGUCAUGUCACCGGUAUCCCCCGGGGAGGCAGCCUCGUCACCAUUGCUGUCUGCCCUGCCUCACUCUGACCACCAUGAUGGCUCCACACCGAAAGGGCACCGCUGUGCAGACAGGAAGGCAGACUUAAAGGUGGAAUGUCUGCUAGCUGAGUACACCAAGAGCCACAGCCCAAAACCAGGGCUCACUCCAGAUAUCAAGACAGUGGCCAGGAAAGAGCGGAAGCACUCCCCCUCUUUGGCCAUCACCAAUGGGGAAAGAGAGAAAAAAAGCCAGCACUCUCUUCAGGACAAAAAGAUGGAGAUGGUGCGAGUGAGGAAGAAGAGAGCUAAGAAACUUGAGGGUGAAACUAUUUAUAUCAGACAUAGCAAUUUAAUGCUGGAGGACCUGGAUAAGACUCAAACAGAGAUCAUGCGUCACCAUACCAGCAUCAGUGAGCUGAAGAGGAGUUUUAUGGAAUCAGUACCAGAGCCACGGCCCAGUGAGUGGGACAAGCGUCUUUCCACCAACUCACCUUUUCGCACAGUGAGCAUCAAUGGCCAGCUUCAACCAGCGUCUCCGGUGCAAAAGACCCAGACAAUCACCAUCUCAGACAUCACCAACUCCCUCAGAGGAACUGUGAGCUACAAGGACAUCCCCUUAGUUCACACUGAAACCAAGACCAUCACAUACGAGUCAGCACAGCCGGUGGACAGCCUGGCAGAGAGGGAAUCAGGAGUUCUGCUCAGUGCCCAGACCAUCACCUCCGAGACCAUCAGCACCACCACCACCACCCAGAUCACCAAGACCGUGAAAGGAGGGAUCUCUGAGACUCGCAUUGAAAAGAGAAUCGUCAUCACUGGAGACACUGAAAUUGAUCAUGACAAGGCUUUGGCUCAGGCCAUUAAAGAGGCAAAAGAACAGCACCCAGAUAUGUCUGUUACCAAAGUGGUUGUGCACCAGGAAACAGAGAUCACCCCAGAGUAGGAUCUACUGAUCCUUUUGAAGGCUUCUCAGCUGCCCCCCUCUUUGUCCUUAAUGUGUCUCCAUCACAGCAUUUACCUCAGCACCCCCAACCACCAAGCUGUCCUGCCUUCAUGAUGAAGCACCAGACCACACCAGAGGGAACAAACGUCAAAGUUGAACAUGAACUUUAACCUCUAUGAGUGUGAAGUUUGGCCUGAAGGAGUCACCAGAAAAUUCCUGAGAUCCCACUCAGUAUUCCCCACAAUCCCUAACUUGUUCCAUUUACUGCUAAAAGAGCAACUGCUGGAAUUACAAAUAACAGAUCUUUUUUAAAGAGGAAAAAAAUAAAGUACAGCAUUUGUGGAUAUAUUAUUCUCCAGUUUGUGUGGAGAUUUUAAGAAAAUAAUGAGGGCAUUUGGUCUUUUAAACUUGAGAUUACUGGUACUUUAUUUUUCUACAGCUUUUCUUACCAUCAGAAUUGGUUAUCAGUAACUUGGGAGUCAAGUGUUUUUUAACAAUGUGUUCCAAACUUCCUUGACAAAGGGAUUGUGGGUGAUUUUUCGUGAAAUUUUACAUGCUGGGACUCAAGAAUCCCUUUAAAAUUUCAGUGCAAGUUUGGUGUCAUUCCUUGUACAGUAAAUAUUUUAUUUUCCCUCUCAAUGUUACAAAAAAUAUUUUUUCAAUUUAUGUAUAAAAAUGUGAUUUUAUCAGAGCAGGGGGAUGACUUCUUUCACCUUAUUUAAAGUUUUGACUAAUCGUUUGUAAAGUGAUCUUUACAUCUUUUGAUUGUUUUUGUUGUUGUAGUGCUUUUCACUGAAACUGAUGGCUGUACUACGAAGCCAGAUCGGUGGGUUAGCGAGGAUUGUUGGGCUUAAAGUCAGAGGUUUCAGUGUAGUGAAGGUGGCUCUCUUUUAACCUGAUAGAUCUCGAUUGGUAACAGAUGCUGUGAAGCUGACCUGGUGCAGAUCAGAUCACGUUCAGAGUUUAAAUUUAAAUCGGCUGGAAGAAGCAUUUCCAUUUUAUCCAAAUCGUUUCCUUUAUGAUUCUUUAUGAGCGAUACAGAUUCUCAGCUGAAGGAAUAUGUUAAAUCGUCAAACCUGUUGAGCUUUAUAUCACUAAAACCACUAAAUGAAGUUUGGAGAAUGUAGUUACAGUAUGGGAAACUGUAUGAAUCGCACUGCCAUGGAAACCUGAAAUGUAUUCGGCUGGUGACACAGAAAUCACAGAUAUUUUUUUAUCUCUGUUUGGUCCUGAUUUGCUGUCAAGUCCAUUUACACUACUGGUACAGCAGCUGAUGGAACAAAGAUUAGAUAAUUGAUUAUAUUAUUGGUAUUUAUUACAGCGAUUGUGCUGUCAGUAACAUUUUCAGUUUGAUUUGGCCAAAAAUUUAAGUGAUAUCCUGCAUUAUGGGACAGAGUCAGAAAUAAAUGCACUUCAAUACAAUAUCAUGUUUGAAAAUAUGAAGUUUAAAAUUUAACAGCUCUAAUGUGCAGCUGUCAGAAACAAUCAGCUGCAUUGAUCGAUAAAAACAAACAAUUAACAGUUUUCUACCAGCAUUUGCUGUAGCAGUGUUUUUAUCGUCACAAAUUUUAUAAUUGUCAUAGUUCUCCAUUAAAGCAGGCUGUUGACUGAAGUAGGCCAGACAUGAUUGGUCCAUUUUGUGCAGAAGAAGAGUCACAUGAUGCAUUUAACUCCCCAUUUUGUGUGAAGGCACACGGAGUGUGAAGCAGAAAGUAUGAGUUAACAAAGAAAGUUGAUAACCACCUUCUGAUACCUGUCAUCUCUGACUGGGGUUUUAGUUCUUGUUAAGCCAACUUAUACAAAGAAAGCCUGACUGUGUAGAACUUGCUUCGAGGUACAGCACUCUGGUUGUUGUCAGGAUAACAGAGACUGCAGUGUACUGAAAUGACCUUUUCUUUAUUUAUUCCCACCUCAGUCUUCUUUUUGUGUGUUUUGUGUUUUAGAUAUACUUAGCACAAUAUGUGACUUCAUGAUUUGUAUUAAGAGCAUUCAAGUCAUCUGAGAAAGUUUUAGACAUUUCACACAGCAUGACAUCAACAUCUACAGUGUCCCUCUAAUUUCCAGUUUUAAUCCAAAUGGGCAGUAUGUACUUACCUAGAAACAUGAAAUUCCAAUGGCAAGGAAUUCAGACAUUGCAGAUGAUAGAUUUCCACCUUCUUGACUGAAAAUAAAGAGAUAAGCACAGGUUGAGAGCUACCACAUUAAACUGCAAAUAGCUUUGAACUGUAGUGUCUCUAGGUCCUCUAACCUUGAAAAUAUGACCCACUUUGUAAAAAAAAACAUCAUUCCAGAGCAGCCUGUCCUGACAUAAAUACAAUAUUUACAUUUUUAAAUCAAAUUUAACCAUGAAAAAGAAUCUUGGUCAUCUUUGAUCUCAGAAAUUAGCUGUACCAUUAGAGGUUUUCCCUCAUAGAUAGGGCUGUAGUAGUGAAAGAAGCCUACCUAUAAAUUACCUUAUCAUGGCUGCUGUAUUGCAAGACCAACACAGGCCAGAAAUCUGGCCUACCUGCCUCACUUAAAAUCAGUCUUAAAUAAACAUGUAAACAACAUACAACAAUACAUUACAUAUUAUACAGUGUUGAAGUGUUUGUGAGAUGCUGGGCCUGGUUCUGAAACAAUCUCGCCCCUUUUUCCUUUUCAGAUUUUUUAUUCACAUUUUAUUUUAGUUUUUUUUAUUUUCUAUUUAUUCAUGCUCCUACCUUCACUGAUCCAUUCUGAGCUUUUCCAUCUCUUUAGUAUACUCUUCCCUUACCUCUUUAUUCACUUUAAUGUUCUUUAUGAAAACCUUAGUUUUAAAAGUCCUGUAGAGCAGUAAGGAGUAGUCAUAAAUUUUGUUUCAGUGUUACAGUAGAUGUGGAUUGUGUUGUGGAAAAACAGGUUAUGAGCUGUGGAGUUACUGUAAAGUCAGCCUAAACUACCUAUCAGCUGAUAGACUGAUAAGGUGUACAGUUAAAAUGUUGAGUAAAAAUAACUCCAAGACCUCAUUGAAGAUCUUUUAACUAAGGUCUUAUUUUGAAAUUUUCCACUUGAAACGUGACUUGUUUUUAAAUUGUUUUAAUUGUUCGGUUUUUGUAGCUGCUAGAUAGAUACCAUAUUUUCCCACAACAUUAAACUGGUAGUCCAAAAGUACUGUAAUUAGCACUAUAAAAGCUGUGGAGUGAUGAAUGCAAUGUCAAAUUUUUAGAAGAGGUAUAUUUUAUAUUCAGUGGAGUGAAGGAAUAAGGGGAGAAGAGACAGGAGUGAGGGAGAAACUCAGUAUGCACAGAAAAAUCUAAAGUAAUUGUAACUGAUCUAAAGAAAAACAUGAAGAAGGCAAAGAGACAGAAAGUAAUUCACAACCAGCCCAGGACAAAAAACUGAAAAGGUCUAACAGUUUGUCAAGGCACAAUCUAAAUUGGAACACGUACAAGACAUUACAUUGGAACCUGCUAACAGAUAGUUUACAUGUGUCUGUGUUGAACAGACAUACCCCUACAUUUUGCUUUUUGUAUUUUGUGGUGAGUCUCUUUUUUCAAGAUGUUUUUGCUGAGCUAUAUCCUUUGGAAAUUUCAGUGCUAUAGUUAGUUCGCUUUAUAUUUUAAUAGCAAGGGUGCUGACAGUAUUCUUGAAUAAAAAAAUGUAUGUAACAGGUAUAUCAUGAUCAUUUUAAAAUGAUUAAUCUCGCCUUGUUAGUCUAAAAAUUGGAAAAUUACAAAUUCAAUGGUUGUUGCUGAUAAUUUAACAAUAUGUACAUCUACGAAGCCAAAGUUAACCUCUUGAGUACAUACUGCCCACUCAAAUCAGAUCAGUAUCACUAUGGCAUACAUUGUUUAUAUUUUGAUUUUCAAACAUUAUACUUUUACUUUUCCAUCUUAUCCUGUACUGUACUCCCAACAUGUGUUCUAUGUUCUUUCACUGUGCUGUCAUCUUCAUUGUGGCACUCCUUUGUCUCUUCAUGAACAUGCAAACUAGCAUUUCUAAGUUCUUUCUUAAUUGUGAACCCUUACUUCGCCAUCAUGGGAAGACAUGUAAAGAGCCACAUGCACAAAAUAAAUACUAAUGUAGACAUGCA